Messenger RNA from Geosmithia morbida, 1308 nucleotides. RefSeq names its product Golgi transport complex subunit 5. Gene Ontology annotation, cellular component: COG complex. Bases 1 to 1308 code for a protein of 435 amino acids. NCBI's taxonomy places the organism in Eukaryota, Fungi, Ascomycota, Sordariomycetes, Hypocreales, Bionectriaceae. The record is from RefSeq and is a predicted model, not a curated record. Gene Ontology annotation, biological process: intra-Golgi vesicle-mediated transport. The transcript has a single exon.
AUGGCCGACGAAGAACCGUCCUACGUCGACUACGAGAGCUUCCUAGCCCCCGACUUCAAGCCCGCCUCCUUUGCCAACACGCUGGUGAUCUCGACCAAUAAUGCCAACGACAGUCCCCUGGACCUGUCAACCCCUCUGUCGCGCGUGCUCUUCGACGCGCAAGAGGUAGACUCGCACAUUGACGUGCUGACGACGCGGUCGGCCCUGCCUCUCCUCAAACACACCCAACAGCAGACCCAGGCGAGCAAGCACAUCGUGUCCGAGCUGGAUGGCCAGGUCAAGAGCCUCAACGAUAGCUACCGCCAGCUCGAGAAGGAGGUCAUCGACAAGCAUGCCGAGGCCGAGGAGGUGAGGCAGGUGGCCCUUAGGCUGUGGGAGACGCUACGGCUCGGCAGGGCCACGGGCCGGUGCCUACAGCUGGGCAGGCAGCUGGAGACGCAGUACGCUGAGCUGGGUGGCAGUAAUGCGUCGGGUGACGACUACGCCGCCCUAGUGCGCUGUGCCUACACAAUCCUCUCGGUGCGGGAGGUGGUGGACAAGAGGGCUCCAGGUGAGGAAGGCCACGGGCUGAACCGCGUCGACGCCGUGCGCAGCCUGCAGGACACCGUCGUCAACCCCAUCGACAAGUCCGUGCGCGAGACGGCCGAGCGAGUCGUGCGUGACUUUUCCCUCACGGCCUCCAUGACCUUCUCCCAGGGCGAAGAGGCCCGCUCCCGCGUCGUCCACGCUCUCACGGUCCUAUACCUCCUCUCGCCGACCGUGGGUCUGAAGCCAGGCAAGUGGGCGCCGAGAUUCCUCCUCCAGGCCCUGGAGUCGCAUCUUCGCUCUUCCCUACAGACCAGCCUAGCUGUCCUGUCACGGUCGCUAGGCCAGCUCCCCACCCUGGACCGUGCCCUCGCCGACGUCACGACCCGGUGCCAGUCUGUCGUUGCACUCGAGGUGAUCCUCGAUGCCACGAAGCCUCCCGCACACCCUCUCCUGCCCGCCGACGCCCAACAGCCUCGGACGCCGCUGCUGCAGACCUUCCUCGCAUACCUGGAGACGCCGUCGCUGCCUUCAUACUUUUGGCGUACAAUGGCUGGAAGCCUGGCCUCGCGUGUCCAGGAUAUCGCCAGCAGGGGCGGUGUCGUUGCCCGCACACUCAAGUCCAACAAGACCAAUGUCGGUGACGCUAUUCGCCAGGCUGUCGCUACGGGAUCACAGUUGCCGCCUGCACUGUCGGGGAUCAGGACGACCAAGGACAAGACUCCUAAUUGGGACAGGGAGACGGCUGUCAUGGUGGGCAGUGUGGUGAACAAUAUUAGGUGA